Molecule: messenger RNA, 2338 nt
Organism: Leptopilina boulardi
Lineage: Eukaryota; Metazoa; Arthropoda; Insecta; Hymenoptera; Figitidae
Gene: Ets98B
Product: DNA-binding protein D-ETS-4
Exons: 6
Coding region: 450-2276 (608 amino acids)
Biological process (GO): regulation of transcription by RNA polymerase II; cell differentiation
Cellular component (GO): nucleus
Molecular function (GO): DNA-binding transcription factor activity, RNA polymerase II-specific; sequence-specific DNA binding
Source: RefSeq, a predicted model, not a curated record
AGUUGCUUUCAUCGGUAGUCAGAGAAUAGGCUUCGACAAGAGAGAAGCUCGCUGUUUACAAUUUCUCGAGCCCAUACAUAAUUGUCAUACGCAUAUAAUAUUUUGAUCUAUAUAUAUAUAUAUAUAUAUAUAUAUAUAUCGCGAAAAAAAAAGUUAUUACAAAAUUUCUCCUAUCAAUUAAUAAGUGUUAAAAAUUUUUGUACGCGUUCGCGAUUUAUUGCAAACACGAUUUUCAUUCAUCCACAUUUGUUCAUGUGGACCAUUGCCGGUACAUGUGAUCACGUAAAAUUUUUACGAAUACUACGAAAAAAGAAGAGUUAAUUUUUUUUACGUGGAUUAUCUUCUCCCCCCCCCCGCCCCUCCUCCUUGGAAAAGUCUCGUGAGUGAUAAUUUUUUUUUUUUUUUUUUUUUUUUUUUGGGUGAAGACGAAUCACAGUGCACAAAACACGAUGGUUUACGGUUUCGAUAUGGAAUCGAUGCCACAAACAGUGCCAACGGCCGAUGGUUUUUCGCCGACCUUUGAUUACACGACAUUUCAAUUUGAUUUGUCUCUAUUGCCCGAUGAUUAUGGCAUUUUGAAUAAUCAAAAUAAUUUAAAACCACCGCCACCACCACAAAUUAAACAAGAGGCAUGUUCACCACGUCCCACAUCACCGACAACAUAUCCAAGUCCACCUUAUCCAGGUCUUGGUGCAUUGUCGCCAAAUUAUUCGCAAGAUGCAUCGCCCGCUUAUCCCACAAGUCCCUAUUAUCUUCCACAAAGUCCACAAAGUGCCCAAUUUUAUCCAACGAGCCCUGAACCCACAAAACAAAAUGUCAAACGAGAGAAAAGUCUUGAUCUUCUGGCUAUUCUUCAAGAAUCAAGACUCCUAGCUGAGAGUCUUGGAUAUAAAGAAGAUUCCACAGACUGUACAGUUCCUUCAACUCCUCCCAGGACAGAAGAAGACAUUUACAACAGUCUAGACACAGAUUUUUUUCCAAAAAAGGAUUCCAAUAUUCUUCUAAAAGAAAUUCUCUUUAAAGAAGAACCUCGUUCUACGUCAUCAUCAAUUUUUAUUUCCACAUCAUCACCAGCAUCAAUUUCAUCAUCAUCAUCAUCGUCGUCGUCGUCAUCAGUUUCGAUUUCUUCGCCAUCUUCAAUUUCUUCAUCGACAGCAUCAUCUCCUGCUUAUGCCGAAUUAGAAAGAUCACCCCUUCGUGAAUUAUUGUACAAUAAAGGGAGUCCAAAGAAUCUUUCCGAUGAGACAUCGUCGGCUAUUUUAAAAGUGGAAAAAUUCCCCGAUGAUAUUCUUUUGGAUAAAGUUAUAAAUCCAUUGGCAAAAGAAGAGGAAUUAUUUAAAGAUGUGAGAAAAAGUGAUCAUCAAUUAUUACGUGAAGUAUUAAGGGACACGAGUUUUCAAAGGAAAUAUAAUCUUCGACCAGUGGAUCUUGGUAGUGUUGGCACUGGAUUUGUUGAGGAUAUGGAAACUGAUGAAUGCGUUGGUGAUCUUACACGUGAACAAAUUGAGCCUGUACUCAGUCUUGCUAUUCAACAAUUGCAAAAGGACUUUGAUAAUACAUGCGUUGCCCUCGGCAUCCAUCCUGAACCUUGCCGUUGGAGUGCGGCCGACGUUGCAGCUUGGGUGCAGUGGGCCAGAAGGCAAUUGCAGUUACCCUCUGUGCCUCUGGAAAGUUUCAAUGUUGAUGGUGCUACUCUCACUUCCCUCACUGAAGAGGAAUUUUGUCGGAGAGCUCCACAGUGCGGAAGCGUGCUACACGCUCAACUGGAAAUCUGGAAAGCAGCAGUCGAGGAAUCACCAAGAAAUACCUUGGCCGCCUCGUGGAGUCCAGCAGGAGUUGUUCAAGCGCCAGGAAGUGCAAACGGAAGUACAACUUCCUCAGCAUCAAGUACUGGUCCAGCCAGUGUCAAAGGAUCCUGUUCCUUAGAUUAUUCUGACGACGAAGACGAAGAUUCUGGAUCUACUCAAACAUCAUCAGGUGGUAAAAUGCGUAAUGGCGGCUCUCACAUUCAUCUUUGGCAAUUUUUAAAAGAACUCCUUCAGAGUCCCGGUGUUCAUGGAUCAUGUAUUCGUUGGCUCGAUCGUAAUAAAGGUGUCUUUAAAAUUGAAGAUUCAGUUCGCGUUGCAAGACUCUGGGGUAAACGAAAAAAUCGUCCAGCAAUGAAUUAUGACAAAUUAAGUCGCAGCAUUCGUCAAUACUACAAGAAAGGUAUCAUGAAGAAAACAGAACGCAGCCAGAGGUUAGUCUACCAGUUCUGUCAUCCGUAUUGUCUUUAAAAAAAAAAAAAUUAAAAAUAAAUCCAUCCCUUUUGAAUUAAAAUUGAAUUCUCAAAAUUUAA